Camellia sinensis is the source of this 2836-nucleotide messenger RNA. RefSeq names its product transducin family protein / WD-40 repeat family protein (gene ASG2). Gene Ontology annotation, cellular component: cytoplasm; Cul4-RING E3 ubiquitin ligase complex. Gene Ontology annotation, molecular function: protein binding. Gene Ontology annotation, biological process: negative regulation of fatty acid biosynthetic process. The record is from RefSeq and is a predicted model, not a curated record. Lineage: Eukaryota; Viridiplantae; Streptophyta; Magnoliopsida; Ericales; Theaceae.
UCAGCUCAAUAAUGAGAAAGAGGUGCGAAGAGAGAGGCAAGCGUCUACGGAUUGAGCUAACCGACUCUCUUCUUCUCUGCUCUCUCUGUACAAAAAGGAAAGAAAGAAAAAAAAAAAAAAAAUUAGGUGUGACAGAUCGAAUACAGAGAUCAGAUUAUCAAUAUAUCUCUCAAUCGAUCGAGUUAGGGUUUGUAUGCUUGUGAUUUCUCGAAGCUUCAUUCAGCAAUGGAGUCACUCUGCUUUCACGAUGGUAACAUCACCGACUUGAUCGACAAACGAACUCUCGAUGUUCGCCACGACAUUGGUCGCAGUUUGCAAAUGCACUCUUCGUUGAUACAAAGGCUUUCGAUGGAAAGACAAUUGGAGGGGCAUUCUGGUUGUGUGAAUGCUGUGGCUUGGAACUCAAAAGGCUCACUCCUGAUAUCUGGAUCUGAUGAUACACGAGUCAACAUUUAUAGCUAUUCAAGCCGGAAGCUUUUGCAUUCUAUUGAGACUGGGCAUUCAGCCAAUAUAUUCUGUACAAAAUUUGUCCCUGAAACUUCUGAUGAAUUAGUGGUCUCUGGUGCUGGAGAUGCUGAAGUUCGGCUUUUUAAUCUGUCUCGUUUAAGGGGUAGGGGACCUGAUGAAUAUGAUAUUAGUCCAUCAGCAGUGUUUCAAUGCCACAGUAGGAGAGUGAAAAAAUUAGCUGUGGAAGUUGGAAAUCCAAAUGUUGUAUGGAGUGCAAGUGAAGAUGGGACUCUGAGGCAGCAUGAUUUUCGAGAGGCUUCAUCUUGUCCACCAGCUAGAUCAUCUCAUCAAGAAUGUCGUAACGUUUUACUUGACUUGCGAUGUGGGGCAAAGAAGUCAUUAGCUGAUCCUCCUAAGCAGCUACUAGCUCUGAAAUCUUGUGAUAUAAGUUCCACUAGGCCUCAUUUGCUCCUUGUUGGUGGGAGUGAUGCCUUUGCUCGUUUAUAUGAUAGAAGGAUGCUACCACCACUCUCAUCUUGUCGGAAGAAGUUAUCACCACCUCCUUGUGUCAACUAUUUCUGCCCAAUGCAUCUUUCUGAUCAAGGUCAUUCUAGCUUGCACCUGACUCAUGUUACAUUUAGUCCAAAUGGAGAAGAGGUUCUCCUUAGUUAUAGUGGAGAACAUGUUUACUUAAUGGAUUUAAAUCAUGCUGGUGGUACUUCGAUGCAAUAUACGUCAGCAGACGCUUCAAAGAUUAUGACCUUUAGUCCAACACUCAAUGGAGUAGAAUUGCAGUCUUCAAUUUUGGGUGCCCUGCAAAAUGGUUUUCAUUUAAAAAGAAAUGUCUCUGCCAUGUUUCUACAGCACGAGAAGUGCAGAAAAUUGGUUCAAAUUGCAGAAAAAUCCUUAAUGGAUAAUACAAAUUAUUUUCAUGGAAUUGAGGCUUGCAAUGAGGUUUUGGAUGCUCAUGGUCAUGAGAUUGAACCUGUGCUAAUGCAUGAGUGUCUAUGCAUCCGCGCAGCCUUGUUCCUCAAGCGGAAGUGGAAGAAUGAUGCUUAUAUGGCUCUAAGGGAUUGCCACAAAGCUAGGAGGAUUAAUUCUUCUUCUUUUAGGGCAUUUCACAUACAGUCUGAAGCUUUGUUGCAGCUGGGAAAAUAUAAAGAAGCUCUAGAAUUUGCUAUUUCGGCUCAAUCAAUGGCACCAUUGGAUUCUGAAGUUGCAGCAACUUUGGAGAACAUACAAAAGCAUCUUGCUGCAGCUGAAGCUGAAAAGAAUAACAAGGCAAAUGAUGGAGCGCCUAAGUCUGACCCUCGAUCUGGAAAAGUAUUAUCAUUGAGUGACAUACUUUACCGGUCAGAGGCUAAUAGUGAUGCUUCACAAGAUGGUCCGAGGUCUGAAAGAGAAGACUCUGAUUAUGAUGAGGAAUUGGAGUUGGAUUUUGAAACAUCAAUAUCUGGUGAUGAAGGGCGUGAUGUUGAACCCAAUGUUCUUCAUGGGAGUUUGAAUUUAAGAAUUCAUAGAAGAGGCGAUACAGCUAUGGAGACUGGUCGUGCAAAUGGUUCCUGUGGGUCACCAAUGUCAUCAUCUCAAAAUGAUAGAACAACUUAUCAGUCUGAGGGGGUGAUAGAUAUGAAGCAGAGAUAUGUUGGCCACUGUAAUGUGGGGACAGACAUAAAGCAAGCCAGUUUUCUUGGCCAAAGAGGUGAAUACGUUGCUAGUGGGAGUGAUGAUGGCAGAUGGUUUAUAUGGGAAAAGAGAACUGGUAGGCUAAUAAAGGUGCUUGUUGGUGAUGAUGCUGUUGUCAACUGUGUGCAAUGCCAUCCGUUUGAUUGUGUUGUGGCUACCAGUGGAAUUGAUAACACCAUAAAGAUUUGGACUCCAACUGCUUCGGAACCUUCCAUUGUGGCUGCUGGAGCUGCAGGACCAGAGAAUAAUAAUGUGUUGGAAGCUAUGGAGAGCAAUCAGCGUAGACUAUGCCAUAAUCGUGAAAUGAUCCUGCCCUUUGAACUUUUGGAGCGGUUCCGGAUGCAUGAAUUUUCUGAAGGAACCCUGCAUCCAUUUGAAUGCGCACAAAGUUAAUCGCAUCCUUAUCAAUUGCAUAGUUGCUCAUUCCAAACUUCAGUGGUUGUGUUGUAAAAAGUUGGGAGAUGAUCCAGGCAACCCGUUAAAGUUGGUGGUGGGUGUUGAUUGACCAUGUAAAGCUGCUUUGGGUCUGAGAAAUAAAUUGGAAGGUUUUUGUUUCUUCUUUUUCUUUUUCUAUAUUGUUCUUUUUAUUGUUUCUUUGUUUAAAUAAAUUGAAGUUGAAUGAAGUAUAGUAUGAUAAACCAUUGUAUCCUUUUCUCUUCUUUUUUUCUUUUAUUUUAUAGUAUUUAUUUAGUCAUUAUUAUUA